Molecule: messenger RNA, 1206 nt
Organism: Akanthomyces muscarius
Lineage: Eukaryota; Fungi; Ascomycota; Sordariomycetes; Hypocreales; Cordycipitaceae
Exons: 1
Coding region: 1-1206 (401 amino acids)
Molecular function (GO): NAD+ binding
Source: RefSeq, a predicted model, not a curated record
AUGCCGAAACCACUCCUGCGGAUUCCGUACACGGACAUCCUCGCAGCUCCGACCGUCGCUCCACCCUCCGCCGUAUCUAUCCCCGGUGCCGUCGCCGCCCUCAAACGCUUUUUCGCCGCGCCUCUUCCCACUCACCUCAACGCCCAGCACCAAAGGACCGUCGUCCUCACCGGCGCCGGCCUCUCGGUCGCCUCUGGGCUGCCCGACUACCGCGGCGUCAACGGCACCUACCGCGUCAACAAGAGCUACCGGCCCAUCUUCUACCACGAGUUCCUCGGCAGCCACGAGUCCCGCAAGCGCUACUGGGCGCGCAGCUUCCUCGGCUGGUCGGCCACGGACAAGGCCGCGCCCAAUGUGGCUCACUAUGCGGUGCGGGACAUGGGGAGCCUGGGCCUGCUGAGCGCCGUCGUCACGCAGAAUGUCGACUCGUUCCAUCCCAAGGCGCACCCGCAAAUACCAACCAUUGAGCUCCACGGCUACCUGCGCACUGUCGUCUGCACAAGCUGCAGGUCGGAGCUCAACCGCAACGAGUUCCAGAAGGAGCUUGCGCGCUUGAAUCCACGUUGGAAUGCGUUCCUUGCGGAAGCGCUCAAGACUGGUGCUCUGAGCUCGGAGGAUCCGGCGCAGCGCAACCGCCGUGGCAUCAAGACCAACCCCGACGGCGAUGUCGACCUGCCAGAUGCGCCCUACACGACGUUUCGAUACCCGCCCUGUCCCAAGUGUCUGGAGAAGCCGCAGAUGGGCAGCGAUUCCCACCGCCAGGUUGUUGAAACAGACAAGGACGGUGCGUGGGCUGCGCCAAGCACCGGCGGCAUCCUCAAGCCCAACGUUGUCAUGUUUGGCGAGAGCAUUGCCACGUCCGUCAAGAACGCUGCCGAGAAUGCCAUCAAUGACUCUGGUAGGCUGCUCAUCAUGGGGACCUCGCUCGCCACGUACUCCGCGUGGCGCCUGGCCCGGCAGGCCAAGGCGCGGGGUAUGCCCAUUGCCAUUAUCAAUGCCGGGGGCGUCCGCGGCGAGGACCAGUUCUUUGCGGACCUCGACCCUAACCAGCACGGAGAGCUUGGCGUGCGCACCGAGGUCAUGACAAACGAGCUGCUGCCCGUUCUCCUGGAGGAACUGCGCAAAGAAGCCGCCGAGCAUCACCAUGAGGCUCUACAAGAUGUGCCAAGACAAAACUCCAAUGUAUUCAAGGAUAUGCUCUCAUAA